UGUUAUUGCUAUAUCGUUCGGACCGCCGAUGGCAGAGGACGUCCCGCGCGCCCUCUAUACCGCUUUAUUCAACCGCCAAAUAAACAUUUGCACCGUUUCAAAACAACAACAAAUCAAUAAGUGACUGUCCGAAGUGUUUAGUGCCUGUGACUGAAUGUUCCGAAGAAUAUUAACGCAGUGUUCAAAAGUUGGUUAAAUUUAUUAAUUAUUGUAUAGUGCGUAAGUGUUUUGUGUUAUAAUUAAAGAUGACUACUGAAAUGGAUUUCUGCAGCGGCGAUAUUGGUCGACACGAGCUGACCUAGCCUCAGAUAAAGUGUGGAAUAUGGCGGUGAAGAUAUAAUCAGGCUAAAACAAAAACAGACACACAGCAAGCGGAAGAAUGAGAUAGCACAUCUCUGCAAGCCACCACCGCGACCAACGAUGCAAACGACGAAGAAAACCAACAGAUUAACGACAAAGAAAAGAAAGCCUAGGAUGUUCGAAAUACGAUUCGAACUGACCUGACAGUUGAAGUGUGUCAAAGACUAGUGAGCGAAGAAGUGGUAGAUGGUAAAACUGUUGAGAAAGACGAUGUUAAAGUGUUAGGUGUUGGAAUAAUGCCUGAUAGGGAAUCUGUUGGGGGUCCUGGCACUGCUGGCAGUGGUGGAUUCUUGCCCUUGCAGUUCCCUUCGGCGUUCGCAGCCUUCCACGCGUCGGCGGCGCCCGGCCCGGCGGCGAGCGCCAUGCACCACGCCUCGCACUACCACCACCAUGCACAGCUGGCGGCAGCGGCGGCGGCGGCGGCGGGCGCGACCCAGGAGCUCAGCUACUUGGCCGCCCUGCACCCCGCGUACCGCCCCGUGCCCUACGACCAUCCGCUGUAUGGGGCCAACACUUUGCGAGGGCUGGAGUACCUGAGUGCGGCGAGGAGCCUGCACCCCGAGCUUCAUGCCGGCAGCACGUUGGCCAGCCAGGACUUCCAAUUAAGUUUAGAAGGCUCAAGAAUCGCCUCCCCCACCCGCCUCCGUCUCUCCGGGGGCGCAAUAGGGGCCUCCGUGAACCGCAAGCGAGCGGUCUCGUGGAGCCCCUACUCCGCGGAGUCUCUGGACCUGGCGGCCGUCAUCAGGGCUUCUCCGGUGAGCCUGGCAGUGCGAGCGCCCUCCGCCGCGUCGACUGGCAGUUAUGGACAUCUUAGUGCUGGCGCGAUAUCGCCGGCUCUCUCCCUCUCGCACGCGUCGUUGGCGCAGCAGCUGCUGGCGCGGGGGGGCAGCGGGGUGCUGGGAGGGGGGGUGCUGCUCGACCCCGCGCACCAGCAGGCGGCGGCGGCGGCGGCGCACCACGCUGCGCACGCGCACUUGGUGGCUGGGAUACACAGAUCGCACAUAUCCUCGCCGACACAACUCCUGAUGGGUCCGGUGGACGUCCGACCCAGCCUGAACCUGGACGGAACCCCUCCUCAACAUCUGCAGCAGCCUCCACAACAACCAGAAAUCACCAGCAUUAUGGAAGCUGACAGUGCAUCAUCAGGCAUGACGCAGCGCAAGUCCCCACAGAGCCUCAUGUCUCACCGGGAGAGUAUGCACAGCAACAAGCCACUGUCAGCAGCCGCUGAAAGCACUGUCCAUGAUGGUCUGGACUGCAAGGAUGAGCCUGGUGACUUCAUCGAGACCAACUGUCAUUGGGUGGACUGCAAGCUAGAAUUCCCAACACAAGAUGACCUUGUAAAGCAUAUCAACACGGACCACAUCCACGCCAGUAAAAAGGCCUUCGUCUGCCGAUGGGUUGGAUGCUCUAGGGAUGAGAAACCAUUCAAGGCCCAAUACAUGCUGGUUGUACAUAUGAGAAGGCAUACUGGCGAAAAACCACAUAAAUGUACCUUCGAAGGCUGUUGUAAGGCGUAUUCCCGACUAGAAAACCUGAAGACACAUCUACGAAGUCACACUGGAGAGAAGCCAUACACGUGUGAAUAUCCAGGAUGUGCUAAAGCCUUCUCCAACGCCAGUGAUCGAGCUAAGCAUCAGAACCGAACGCAUAGCAAUGAGAAACCCUACGUCUGCAAAGCGCCUGGUUGUACAAAGCGGUAUACAGAUCCAUCGUCAUUGAGGAAACACGUGAAAACCGUGCAUGGUGCAGAAUUCUACGCCAGUAAAAAACACAAAGGAUGCAACCGUGGCGACGACUCAGCAGAGUCUGGUGGUGGCGGCGCCGGCUCCUCCCCGCGGUCCGAGGAGGGCGGGGUGCCGAUGGGGAUCAGAGGUCACACUUCUUCUGCCUCAGUCAAGAGCGAGAGUCCAGCUUCUCCUCCACUCAAUGGCUUGCACAUUUCUGCUCAUCAGUUAUCAGCACAAUGUGGUGGAGAGUUGGACUUUGGUGGUUCUGGACUCGGUGGCUUCAACGACGAGAAUGGUGCACCAUACUUCAGGUUUGAUGGAGAGGUGGAACAAGAAGUGGUGGGAGAAGUGGGCCAGCUGCCGCUGAUGCUGCGAGCCAUGGUGGCCAUCGGCGAGCCGCGCGCGCACCACCACACCCCUCGCUUUGGCAACAAGAUGGGCCUCGCUGGCAGGAUGAUGCCGCCUUCUCUACAUGACAUUGGUGGAGGAAAUCUAGGUAACCCAGGCAGGACAGAACUGGGGACCACCACCACCGGUGUGACGGGAGAACUGAAAGUGGCUAUCCCGAACACAAGACGAGAUUCUGGCAUUUCUUCAGGCAGCAGUCUUUACAGUGCCAGAUCAUCCGACAUAUCUCGCAAGAGCAGCCAAGCGUCAGUGGUGUCCGGCGCGGUGGCGACCACGACCGGCGUGGCGGGCGUCCAGAGGGUCAUGUCGCACCACACCGCCGUGUAUGACCAGCUGUCUCCAGAUAGCAGUAGAAGAUCUAGUCAAGUCUCGUGCGUGGGCUACGCUCCUACUCCCUCAUCAGCUCUUGCCGCCGUUCAGGCUGUACGAACUUCGCAAGGAAAUCAAGCGGUUCUUCUCCGAGGAGUGACGUGUUCGGAAGUGAGAGCCGAGGAGCUGGCUCUGGAGCUGGACCCCAACGUACAGGUGAAGGAGGAGGCGAGACGUCUGAGCGAGCAGUCCAACGUCAGUGAUCCCGCGGCGCAGGGCUACCAGCCGUACCCGUGCAACACUGAUGAUGUGGGUGACGCCCCCUUCCCGUUCAAGACUGAAGACGUGGACUCCCACGACGCUGUCAGCUACAAGGAGUCUCGUUCCAACUCCACCAACACCGUGGUCAUCACCACCGCCCAGGUCCAUCACCCUAACCAGGAGGUCAAUUUAGAACAGGUUGCUGAAGGAGAAAUGGUGGAAAACAAGCUGGUGAUACCCGAUGAAAUGAUGCAAUAUCUUAACCAAUCAAUAUUGGGAACCGAAUCGGCGACACCAGCCAGCACCGACCCCACCAAGCCUCCCAAUUCAUCAGACCCUAAAGACACUAUAGACAACAGUGCAACCAAAGACAAAGGAACCAGUGAUGAUGUCAACAAUUCCGGUGACAAAAUCAGUGAUGUAGCUACCAGUGAUGACUCUCUACUUAAAAACUUAGGUGCCAUAGGAAGUGAUCUCAAUAUAAGUGAUAUUCCGGUCGAUUUACGAUCAUUAGACGUUAGUAUGUCGGGUAACAGUGGCUCUCUAUUAGCUGCUAAAUCCCCUGAUGACAAAAAUCCAUCUUUGCAAGAACAAGUUAUACCAGAAGCUGCUACUGAUCAAUGUGAGCAGGAAAAAUACGUGAAACCAGUGAAAAAUAAUACAAAUAAUCAAAACAAUCCUCUACAGUCAUUGCAAAGCAUGGCUGGUAAUCAAACUAUGGACCCAUCAAACAGAAUGCGGAACAAUCAUAAUACGAUAGUAACACAAAAUCAGAAUUCUGCAAGUCCCAAGACAAUGGUGAUGAGUCCACAAACUCAAAUACCAUCAAAUGUGAUGAGUCCACAGAGCCUGGCUCACAGCAUGAUGAGUCCGAGGAGUCUGCCUCAAAGUGCGAUGAGUCCUCAAAGUGUCAUGAGCCCUCACAUGCCUCACAAUGUUAUGAGUCCACCAAGUGUCUACAAUGUCAUGAGUCCGCAAAGUGUUAUGAGUGUCAUGAGCCCACAACACAACGCUAUGAGUCCUCAAAGCAUGCAAAGCCUUAUGAGCCCUCAGCACCAAAUGCAGAACCAGAUGAUGAUGAGUCCAAGACAUAACAAUAUGGGUAGCCCCAUGUCUCAAAACAUGACCAGCCCAAUGGUGAAUUUAUCGAGUCCUAUGACACAGAAUAUGCCGAGUCCUAUGAGCCACGGUAUGCCCAGCCCCAUGCACCCGGGAAUGCAAAGCCCGAUGGGUCCAGGCAUGGCAAACAACAUGGUCCAGAAUAUGCCAAACACACAUAACGUUCCUAACCAGAUAAUGAUGAAUAUGAAUCAACAAGUUCCACAACAUCCACCCCCAAGUUACAACAGCAGUCGACAAAACUGUAACGUACAAAAAAUACCGAAUAAAAACUAUGGAAACAAUGCCCAGAAUCAGUACCCGAAUCCAAACUUCAAUCAACCUUCAUAUCCGUCACAGAACCCAGGCAACAUCAAUAUGCGGAAUCAGAACAUGCAACAGUAUCAGAUGAUGCAGCAGUUCAACCAAAACCAAAUGGCUAACAUGGCUGCUAAUCAAAAUGCAAACAUGUCAUAUAACAACCAGCAAAUUAUGAACUAUCAACAGCAAGUAAAUUACCCCAAUCAAAAUGCUCAGAUGCACCCAUUGCAGAUGUCUAGGUCGUCAGUAAUGAGUGUAGACAAUAGCGCCAGUAUCGGGCGAGGGACUAUGAACAGUUACUGUGAGCAGCAGUACCCACAGCAACAAAGUCAAUACAACCAGCCAAUGCCUUACCCUCACCCACCGCCGUAUAACUCGGUAGUCAAUAACAACGUCAUGGGACCACCACCACCCAAAAACAACCACCAAUACAACCAAACCAUGAUGAACAACAACCAAUAUUACAACCACCAGCGACCUUACAACCAGUGGGACUACCCCGGCAACCAAUUCAACAAACACAACGGCAAUCCAGCUCAGAAGUCGAUGCAAAACUCCGUGAACAUGUCAACCGGGAGUCAGAAACCGAACAACGGACGGACGAUAGUGAACCAGAUGAUGAAGAAUGCGGAGACAGACUGCAGCAUGAACAGCCUGAAGAGCCAGGGGAACAAGCCGAGCGACGUGCAGGUGUGGGACAUAUCGCAGUCGCAGAUCGAAGCGACGAAUGGGAGGAAGAAGAAUCAGAAUAACAACAACAACAACAACGUGAUGCGUCAGGAGACAUACCAGAGGACGUUGGAGUAUGUGGAGAGCUGUGAGAACUGGAAGAGUUCAGAGAUGGUGUCAAGCAGCACACAUCCGCUGCCCGGCGCAGACAACAUGGUCGUCAACGAUCUGCAAACCUCACUGACUUCGUUUUACGAAGAGAACCAAUACCUCCAAAUGAUACAGUAGGACUAACUCUAGAAAUUAAGUGUAAGGUUUUUGAAUUUGUAUACAAUGUGUUCAAAUUUAUUAAAGGUGCAAAAGAUAUUAAGGUUGUAAUUGAAAUCUCUGAUAGAGACUGAUUAUUUUUAAAAUUGUUAUUUUUGUUUUUGGUAUAGAUGUAAACUGCGAUAAAGUACAGUGUUUUAAACUUUUCAUGAAGACGUACACCUUAGUAAGCGUAAUUUAUAAUGUUGGUGCUGAACUAAGGUAUAUUUUGCUACUAAACUUUAAAAUGACUUUCCAGUCUCCAAAAUGUCUUCCACUGGUUGUUUACGUUGUAAGUACAAUUUCAUAAAUGUAUAAUUUACUUGUAAACAAUGUUAGCUUUUAAAAGAUUGACUAUAAAGAUUACUUAAGUGCCUUGUAUUGUAAAUAAAUUUUGUACAAAUAUAAGUUUAAGACAUAGUUUUUGAUAUGAGACAUAAAAUUCAUCGGUGCCUUUAUAGAUUUAUUUUAAGUUAAUGUCGUGUUUAGUGAUACAUUGAUUCAUUCGUUUGUUCUAAGUAUGUAUCGCAAAUUUUUAAACAUGAUCUUUAAGUAUAGGAUUAUUAUUAUUAUUAUUAGAAUAACUUUAUUUAAUAAUUUGUGGGCAUACCUUAGACGAAAAAGUUUCAAGUUAGCAUACCGAGAUUGAACAUUACUAUGGACUUUCAAUUAGGUACCUAUUUACCUAGCAGAUUCUGCACAGAUUUUCAAUGAGAUUUCUACCUUGACUUCAUUUAAUAAAACUAUAUCGAGAUUACCUUUUAAGCGCCAGCGUUAAAAACCUUUUUAUAUUUUCCAUUUUUACAACAGUUUUGCAUUGAAACGAUUAUUAUUAGUUAUUAGUUUUAAUUUUAUUUUAAGAUUGUUUAGAAUGUAAAAUAGUUUUAAAUGCAAUAUCAGAAACCAAGAUCCAAUUUUUGGAUAUUAAUCUUUUAAAUGUUAGUUUUUAACUUUCCCAUGAGAUUACUAGAUGUAGGGUUUUAAAUUGUUAUUAUUUAAUUAAUCGACAAUGACGCACAACGAUAAAUAGAAGAAGUACUUUAUAUUGUAAUAAAUUAUUGUUUUUACUGUUGUAAAAGACCUAUAUUGUAAGAACAUCUGUGAACAAUAUGAUGACAAAAAUCUUAAAUAAAAUUUCCUAUUACUAUUAAAA
Messenger RNA from Plutella xylostella (diamondback moth), 6615 nucleotides. RefSeq names its product transcriptional activator cubitus interruptus (gene ci). Gene Ontology annotation, cellular component: nucleus. Gene Ontology annotation, biological process: regulation of transcription by RNA polymerase II. The record is from RefSeq and is a predicted model, not a curated record. Gene Ontology annotation, molecular function: RNA polymerase II cis-regulatory region sequence-specific DNA binding; DNA-binding transcription factor activity, RNA polymerase II-specific. NCBI's taxonomy places the organism in Eukaryota, Metazoa, Arthropoda, Insecta, Lepidoptera, Plutellidae.